GUGUUGCAUUGUAGUUUUUUUCUGUGCCGUUAAUUAAUAUUAAAAGUAGUUCAAGAAGGAACAAGGCCUUUUACUGCUCACGCCCGCUACAACUGGACGCCCAACGUUGUGGAUUGAACUUCGUGUUUGAAGCGAACACGCGUUCCCUUUGAGAAAUGCCGCCGAAGAAAAAACGACAAAGCGCUGGGAGCGCCGACAACACUUUGAACGACAGCAUCACAAUGCCACAAGGUGCAUUAGAGGCUAUCCUCGCUACGUUGCAGCAGUCACAGCAGGAUUUUUGCAUGCAACUUUUGAGCGAGGUGCGUUCAUCAACACCCACCGCGCAACCCGACGCGGCCGCCAUUGCUGCUGCCGCCGCGGCCGCCGCUGCCGCCGCGGGCGGUGCUACUACUGUAAGCGGAAACCUGUCGCAAUGUAGUGCUCAUUACAGCGGCUCACCAGAAGAGUCGUUGGAGAAUUUCGUGGACUCCGUCGAGAUAUACAAGUCGUGUCUGAACGUGUCCGACGAAAACGCUUUGCGUGGAUUUCCUAUGCUACUGACGCAUAGCGCGGCUUUAUGGUGGCAAGGUGUUAAAGACAGCACGUACACAUGGAAGGAUGCCCUACUCAGGUUACAGGGAGCAUUUGGAGAACGUCGCCCCCCGUACCGUAUUUACAAGCAGUUGUUUUCCUUGGUACAGGCUGAGGAGAAUACGGAGUUGUUCGUCGCGAAGGUACGAGCACUUUUAUCUCGCUUGCCCAUAGACGAUUUAAGCGAAAAAGUGAAGCUCGAUAUGACCUUCGGACUCCUAGAUAGGCGAAUAAGAAAACGCGUCGACCGAGAUUGUUUGAACAGCUUCGAUGAUCUGCUCGCCAGAGCACGUAAUAUUGAGGAUAGUCUGAAGGAGUCUAAUGUUCCAGUCCGCGAAGAAACAAGUUUGUCUGCGCGCAACGUCGCCGGCUACAACUCGCCGCCGGCGCCGCCCCCCGCGUGCGCCGCCGUCCCCGAGAGUUUUGCCGCCCCCGCCGCGGCCACCGACCAUCGCGCUUCGACGUCGUGUUUCGUGGAAAAACAUGUAACUCAUUCUUCAGACAGGCCUAAGCGUUUGUUUUGUGUCUAUUGCAAACAGAGUGGACACGUCGUUGCAGAUUGCAAAAAGUUAAAAUCAAAAAGUGAUACUACACCGGUUAUAUCCGAUAGUGAUAAGAGUGAUAACGCGAUUCGGUGUUACGGUUGUGGUGCGAGUGGCGUAAUUCGGUCUAAGUGUCCUACGUGUAAUCCUGACACGGGUCAGGCCUUUUACUCGCUCACGGCGUCAACAUCAAACGAGCUUUCCGCGCCGCCGCUUCGUCCACCCCGCGUGGACGCGCGGGCGCGUAGCGUCGUCAUCGAGUCAUCACAAUCACUUCGUGACGUCACGCAUGGCGCAAGGUCGCGCAUGCGCGGUAACGUGGACGUUGACUCCAGCUUCGGCGCGAACUCGCGCGCCGCCGCCGAUGGCCACGCCCACUUGUCACCCGCGCGCUACGUCACGGGAGUUAACCCUUCGCACGCCGACGAGUGUACAGCGGUGACAGGUAACACGUCGUUGUACGGCGUUUCGGAACAUUCAAGUGAGUUUUCUAAAAAUGAUUGUUUUAGCGAUGUUGGUAAUAAUAUUUUGUCUGAAUGUGUUGUAAAUGUACAGGACAGUGAGGCCUUCCGCCGCCCUAUUUUAGAUAUAAAUGUAAUAGGAGAGCGUGGGACUGGAUUGGUGGAUUCCGCAGCUAAAACUUGCGUGGCUGGUCACACUCUGUACUCUGUCCUGAUAGAAAAGGGUCACUUACUUACGCCGUGCACACAAAUUGUAAAACUUGCUGACGGUGUGAGUAAAGUAUUAAAUGUUUUUACCACGAGGUUAGAGGUGACACUUAAACACAAAACUUUGAUGGUAGAUUUUUUAAUUUUCCCUGAUGCGAAAAGUAACGAAACGUUACUCGGUAUAAACUUUUUAAAGAAAUUUAAUCUCGUUGUAGAUUUUGGUAACGCUAACUGGUACUUUGCUGAACGUAGUCAGCUAAAGUUUGACUUGCAGUUUGAGAGCGUGUUGUCACCUCCUUCCACGUGCGCUGCGAUGGACGUCCUCCGGGGUGAUGGGGUAACCUUGCCUAGUGGUGAACAACGUGAGGAGCUUGCCCAUCCCUUUAUCGAGAAACAAGAUAUUAUAAAGUCGGUGUUGCGUAGUGUUUCGCCUCAUAAAAAAGAGCUUAUGCGCACGGAGGAAUGUGGGGAAAAUAGAAAGACUCAGUUGGGUAUGAUGGGCCCUGUCGUUAUUAACGCUCUUACGCGAAGUCCCAGGGAAUUGCGUCGAGCGCAGCUAGAUGACCCGGAGCUGAAAAAGGUUAUUACUGUUUUGGAGAAUAGUAAGUUUGUGUCUAAUAAUGUCAAGCGUUGGACAGGAAGAGGAUACUUCAUGCAGCAGGGAGUGUUGUAUAAGUACAGCCCUGAUGUUGGCAAAGGGGAGCCGCAGUUGGUUGUUCCUGCUAGUCUCCGGCCAGACAUCUUAAGGGAGUGUCAUGCGCUAGCUGGUCAUAAGGGGCUAGAUAGGACAUUACAUAGGGUCUCACAGAACUUUUAUUUCCCAGGUAUGCGUCACGUCAUUGCAGACUAUGUUAUGGCUUGUGCUUCAUGCCGACAGUAUAAGCCUGGAAAUGAAAAAGCUUCUGGUCUGUUACAGGGACCUAUUUUGAAUCAGAGAGAGGUCUUAGUUGACUUGUUUGGUCCGUUCCCUCCGAGAGAGCAGGGGGAGAAGUGGAUUUUGAUAGUAGAAGAUUCUGCGACUGGAUUGGUGGAGCUUUAUGACUUGAAGGAAGGUACUUCAGAGGCCUGUGCUCGCGUCUUGAUAGAAGAAUACUUUGCUCGUUAUGGUUUUUCAUGUCGCAUUGUUUCGAGUAUGGAAGGUUUUGUGCCUCGUAUCACUCCUUAUUUGAGGAGUUUUCUUAGUUCAUUGGUGUCUGUGAGGGAUCAAGCUGAGAUACAACAGGAUAAGCGAAAAGGUUACGUCGAUAGGUCUUGCAAGGCAGGAGAGGUAUUCUCUAUAGAUGAUGAGGUGUUGGAUAAGUUCCAUGUAUCACAGCUCAGUCGUUUUCGUAAUAGGGAUGAUACGCCUCCUAGUCCAGAAGUGACAAGACGUCCCGGGGGUCGUCCUCGUGCGUGUGUACCCGUGGUGCGAGUUCAUGAACGUGCCUGUUCUUAUGAACUCGAGGGGGAGAGUGUAGCGUGUGACCUACCUAAUAACCGCCCUCUGUAGGGUAAUCGAGGCAACCCACCAAAGUGUAUUUGCCAACGUGUACUGACAUUUCUCGCCGUUUCGUUAGAUGGCGCGCGUCGGGCGUGCGGGCCUUGCUCACAAGUACUUAUAUUAUUAUUAGAAGACACGCCCUCCCUCGCGCCCCGCGCGCGCCCUUCUACGUCCCGCCAGUGGGCUCGGGACCUUUGACCAUAUAGGAUGUGUUAAUGUGUACUGUGCGUUUUAAGUCGAACUGUGUGUUGCAUUGUAGUUUUUUUCU
Pectinophora gossypiella (pink bollworm) is the source of this 3531-nucleotide messenger RNA. RefSeq lists its product as uncharacterized. NCBI's taxonomy places the organism in Eukaryota, Metazoa, Arthropoda, Insecta, Lepidoptera, Gelechiidae. The transcript has a single exon. Gene Ontology annotation, molecular function: nucleic acid binding; zinc ion binding. The record is from RefSeq and is a predicted model, not a curated record. The coding region runs from base 156 to 3272 and encodes 1038 amino acids.